AUGAAUGCUCGCAGUCAUCAGUUCCAGCUAACUGUUGAUGAGUACCAAGUGCGAGAUGCUCUUUCUACUAUAUUUCACACAAUACUGCUGCAUAGAAGUUUACCUAAAAUAAAUUAUACUAGCGAAAUAAAUUUCCAACUUGGGUCUAUUGGAGUCGAAGAAAUAGAUUGUAGCAGCUUAAAUUUGAGCUAUGUACGUGUAAAUAGUCCGAAAUUGGUGACAUUUGUGCAGGAAGAAAUUGAUUCAUUUGUGCAGUGCAUACGGCAAGCUGUCGAAAAUGUUGCCGCACCCCGUUUUUACUCACCACCUCCAGUAUCGCUGCUCAGUCAUUAUGGUACACCACUUUUAAAUGCCAAGAUUGAUUUGGAAUUUUAUCAAAAAAGAAAGCGGUCUUGGCCUUUAUCAAACUACGACAUUCCAUGGGAAAUUUGGCAUAUGCAGCUCGGUGUUGUUAGAAUUAAGGAACGUGAGUACUGGGAGCGAAUGCGAGAAGAAGUUGCAGAUUCGGUCUCAGAAAUCGUGCUAAAAACAUGUUCACUAAUUAGUCGACCUCAGUACAUGCCGCAAAUGCCUGCACGUUCGGAAGUAAUGAGUAUCUUCAAUACAUCUUAUCUUGAAUGUCAGCCUUAUCUUUUUCGAGUUAUCAAGCAUCCUCUUAACUCUGGUCAGAAUACAGAAAGUACUUUAAUGACGAUCGGCGCAUCAGCAGUGAAAAAAAUGCUGAGAGACACUUUCUUGUCAUAA
Molecule: messenger RNA, 744 nt
Organism: Thelazia callipaeda (thelaziosis nematode)
Lineage: Eukaryota; Metazoa; Nematoda; Chromadorea; Rhabditida; Thelaziidae
Source: the annotation of a GenBank genome assembly